Molecule: messenger RNA, 855 nt
Organism: Akanthomyces muscarius
Lineage: Eukaryota; Fungi; Ascomycota; Sordariomycetes; Hypocreales; Cordycipitaceae
Exons: 2
Coding region: 1-855 (284 amino acids)
Biological process (GO): translation
Cellular component (GO): mitochondrion
Molecular function (GO): ribosomal large subunit binding
Source: RefSeq, a predicted model, not a curated record
AUGUCUUUGUCCCGCAUUACCAGCCAGGCUGCACGCAGUUUGCGGGCGGUUGGUCACAUUGAACGGGCUAUGACUACUUCCACCCGACCCGCGCCCCUAGCAGCGUCCGCUCGCCUUGCCCAACCAUUCAGCACAUCACCAUCCCACCUCAAGAAGCGCAAACCCGACACACCCUCGACAAAAGCCUCCUCCUCCUUGACGCCCGCCGCCUCCACCAAAGGCAAGAGCAGCGCUUCCACCACAAGCAGCGGCGACGGCUUUGAUCCGCUCGAUCUCGACCCCGUCGAGGCAGCCUUUGCCGAAGUCGACGCGCACUUCCAGACCCAAAUCCAAAACGUGCUCCACGGCGGGCGCUUCAACCCGAACCAGCUCGGCGCCCUGCCCGUGCCCGUCAAGCCCGACGGCAGCGGCGGCGGCGACGACUCCGCGGCGACCUCGUUCCCGCUGCGCGAGCUCGCGCAGGUCGUCCCGCGCUCCGGCCGCACCGUCUCGCUGCUAGUCAACGAAAAGGCCUACGUCAAGCCCAUCAUGUCGGCCGUGCAGGCGAGCCCCGACUUCAACCAGCAGCCGCAGCGCGCCGACGACAACGAGCUCGAGCUGCUGCUGCGCGUCGAGAUGGAGCGCCCCGAGGAGCUGGUGCGGCGCAUCAAGGAGGCCACGCAGGGCUGGCGCGAGCGCGUGCGGCAGGCCCGCACCCGACACGACAAGGCGCUCAAGGAGGCGCGCAAGAGCGGCGCGCUGCUGCCCGACGCCCUGAAAAAGGUGGAAAAAGAGGUGCAGAAGCUGCAGGACAAGAAGAUGAAGGAGAUUGACAACCUCGAGGCGCAGAGCGUCAAGCAGGUCGGCAGACACUAG